Molecule: messenger RNA, 1325 nt
Organism: Daucus carota subsp. sativus
Lineage: Eukaryota; Viridiplantae; Streptophyta; Magnoliopsida; Apiales; Apiaceae
Product: RNA pseudouridine synthase 1
Exons: 2
Coding region: 53-1084 (343 amino acids)
Biological process (GO): pseudouridine synthesis
Molecular function (GO): pseudouridine synthase activity; RNA binding
Source: RefSeq, a predicted model, not a curated record
UUUAAAGGUCGUACCGGAGUAAUUAUUGUGCAGAGCUUUUAGGUGGACAAUAAUGCCCUUCUUUCCUCUUCUUCCCACCCUCCGCCCUUGUUCCUCGAUAAUUUUGAAAAAGUUUGGAUUUUUAUCAAUGGCCGAUCAAACCCAUUUUAAUUCACCAAAAACCCAUUUAGAAAAUGACCACAAAAAUGCAAUUAUUUACCCAGUGCCACUGUCCCCACCACUGCCAUUGAUAUCAAAGGACAUUGAGCUGAGCAGAGCCAUGACUGCUGCUUCAAAAUCAAGCCUUUUUAGUCUCUCUAGAACCCAUGUCUUGUUUGAAGAUGAUUGGUUGCUUGCUGUUUGUAAACCCCAAGGUGUUUAUUGUGAAGCUGUCUUGUCUUCUGUACCCUCUUUACUCUCUGCUUCACUUCACUCGGAUCAGCUCGAUGCCCAGGAAAAGCAGCCAGAGUUCCAUCUUGCUAAUAGACUUGAUCGUGACACAAGUGGUGUAAUGUUAAUUACCAAAUCACAUAAAGUUGCUGCUAAGCUCGUGAAAGCAUUUACUGACCACAAGGUUAGGAAAACUUACAUUGCCUCUUGCACGGGAGCAACUCCAAAUUGGCAACGCAUCGAUAUUGAGUCAGGUCAUGGUCGAUCGAAGUUUGGAGCUUGGCGUGUAUAUGCGACAUCAGAUGUAGGUAAAAAACUGCCAGGCGGAUCUGUUGUUAGAGACAUGGCUACUACAUUUGAAGUAUUGUCUGUUAAUGGACAAUGCUGCACUAAAGAUUCAUCUCAACUAGAAGAAGUUAAAUGUAAAGUUAUUGUUGAGGAGAAAUCUGUAAUUGAUUCUGGGGAGGGAAAGGAUGAGAUUGUUGUAAGAGCAUAUCCUCGAAGUGGAAGGACGCAUCAAAUUCGCUUGCAUUGCCAGUACCUUGGAAUUUCUAUAAGAGGGGAUGUCAAGUAUGAAGGUGUCUGUGAAUGGAAGGGGAAGGUGUAUGACCAUCACGAGCUUCAUGCAGAGAGUUUAACUUUUGAGCAUCCAGUAACUGGUUUGUCCGUAGUGAUUCAUGCACCUUUGCCUUUGUGGGCAAGCGAAGCAUUGUAACCUUGGCUUCCCAAGUGAGGGUCCCUCAUCCUUGACGCAUGACUUCAAUACCCUUAAAUAUUUUGAUUCUUAGUAUUAUGUUAUCUAUUAUAUAUGGAAUUUGAGAAUGUUCUGUGUAUGUUUUUGGCUCCUUGGUGCUAUGUAUGCUUGGCUUCAGGUUCUAGUCCUUUUUACUUUGUUCCUUUUCUGAUCAAACAUGUCAUGUCAAUUUAUAAUAGAGGUUCAAAUUUAAUUUUGUAGA